GAGCAGACAUUUCAAUCCCCCCGAAACCCUGAGCCGCCGCCGCCGCCGCCGCAGCCGUAGCCAAGCCUAGCAGCCAUGGAGGGAUCCGCCGCGGCGCCGCUCCGCACGCGCGUGUGCAUCAUCGGCAGCGGCCCGGCCGCGCACACGGCGGCCAUCUACGCGGCCCGCGCGGAGCUCAAGCCCGUGCUCUUCGAGGGCUGGAUGGCCAACGACAUCGCCGCGGGGGGCCAGCUCACCACCACCACCGACGUCGAGAACUUCCCCGGAUUCCCCACCGGCAUCAUGGGCAUCGACCUCAUGGACAACUGCCGCGCCCAGUCCGUCCGCUUCGGCACCAACAUCCUCUCCGAGACCGUCACCGAGGUCGACUUCUCCGCCCGCCCCUUCCGCGUCACCUCCGACUCCACCACCGUCCUCGCCGACACCGUCGUCGUCGCCACGGGCGCCGUCGCGCGCCGCCUCCAUUUCUCCGGUUCCGACACCUACUGGAACCGCGGCAUCUCCGCCUGCGCCGUCUGCGACGGCGCUGCGCCCAUCUUCCGGAACAAGCCCAUCGCCGUCAUCGGCGGCGGUGAUUCCGCCAUGGAGGAAGGCAACUUCCUCACCAAGUACGGAUCCCAAGUGUACAUCAUCCACCGGCGCAACACCUUCCGCGCCUCCAAGAUUAUGCAGGCUAGGGCGCUCUCCAAUCCUAAGAUCCAGGUUGUCUGGGACUCGGAGGUCGUCGAGGCUUACGGCGGUGCAGGCGGCGGCCCAUUAGCUGGGGUCAAGGUCAAGAACUUGGUGACUGGUGAGGUGUCUGACCUUCAGGUGUCCGGGCUUUUCUUCGCCAUCGGGCAUGAGCCGGCCACCAAGUUUCUCAAUGGGCAGCUUGAGCUCCAUGCCGAUGGGUAUGUGGCCACCAAGCCGGGCUCUACACAUACCAGUGUGGAGGGGGUCUUUGCUGCUGGAGACGUGCAGGAUAAGAAGUAUCGUCAGGCCAUUACUGCUGCUGGAUCAGGUUGCAUGGCUGCUUUGGACGCCGAGCACUAUCUGCAGGAGGUGGGUGCACAGGUGGGCAAGUCUGAUUGACUCUUUUCUGGUCAAGCGACGGUCAUCAGCUCGCCGAAAGCCGCACUCUGAGCUUGAUGAGGUUGGUUGUCCAAUUCUUCAACUGUUUCAUUAUGCGGCGAGCCGCACUCUGAGCUUGAUGAGGUUGGUUGUCCAAUUCUUCAACUGUUUCAUUAUGCUGCUUUGCAGCACCGCAUUAUUCUCCUGUCAUUAGGCCCUAGAUGAACUUCCAUUGGUGCUGGAAAUGAUUCAUAUUUAUCAUUGGUGGAACUCAAACUGAUUCUUAUGUAUCAUUGGGGAAAUCACAUUAUUAUUCUGAGAUAUCUGUAUUGCUCCACCAGAUAUAUAUGUUCUUGUAUUUUUCUA
Messenger RNA from Hordeum vulgare subsp. vulgare (domesticated barley), 1416 nucleotides. RefSeq names its product thioredoxin reductase NTRB. Bases 76 to 1071 code for a protein of 331 amino acids. Lineage: Eukaryota; Viridiplantae; Streptophyta; Magnoliopsida; Poales; Poaceae. The record is from RefSeq and is a predicted model, not a curated record. Gene Ontology annotation, cellular component: cytoplasm. The transcript has 2 exons. Gene Ontology annotation, molecular function: thioredoxin-disulfide reductase (NADPH) activity. Gene Ontology annotation, biological process: removal of superoxide radicals.